This is a messenger RNA of Lepisosteus oculatus (spotted gar), 14936 nucleotides long. RefSeq lists its product as uncharacterized. Lineage: Eukaryota; Metazoa; Chordata; Actinopteri; Semionotiformes; Lepisosteidae. Gene Ontology annotation, molecular function: protein binding. The record is from RefSeq and is a predicted model, not a curated record.
UCCGAAGUCAUUGUUAAAGAUGGGAUUGCUGGGUACAUUAGGUUUCCCUUUAUUUUUUGUGUCUCUGAUUCAGAUUUCAUUUGGCCAGCAAAGUGAUUUCAGGAUUGUGGAGAUAACAUCUCCCUCCGCGUCCCAGCUGAAUGUAAAAUGGACAUUAUGCCGCGGUGCUACAAACUACCUUCUGGAUAUAAGGAUAGACAAUGUUUUCAAUGUCGCACCGGUCGUUGUUAUGUUACCUGCAUCCACCACAACAAAGCUGGUUGAAGGUGUCAGACCCGGAACUUUAUAUAAUGUGACAGUCAAAGCCUUCCAGUUUUACUACAUAAUCAACUCUACCUCAAAAUUGGCCACAACAGUCCCUGCCACAUCUCAAAUAAUCUCUUCGGAAUCGGUCUCCAGUUCCACAAUCAGAGCGCAGUGGUCCAACGCCACCGGGGCAAGUCAAUACUUCUUGAUUGCCGAAGCUACAUCAUCCGUGCAAAAAGUUAACAUGUCAUUUACUACCCUAAACGGAGAGAUAAGCAAUUUACAGCCGUCAACAACUUAUAAUUUAUAUAUUUAUUCUGCAAAUUCGGCUGGCUUGGGAGCUCCCGGCAAAGUACGAACGGUCACAACACUGGUGCAGCCUCCAGUGGGAGUGACAGUUCAACAGGCUGGCCCAAACAGCGCCCUCUUGAGUUGGCAGCCAGUAGACAAAGUUCUGGAGUAUGGAGUCUCCAUUUAUGAGAAUGAAACCAUUAAAAGCAACCCUGUUGUGAAGAAAACGUCUUCCACUUCCUUGCAAAUCAACAAUCUCUUGCCUUGCACCAAGUACCUAUUUGGAAUAGGUUCUUCCAACAACUUUUUAGUGUUUGGAGAGCAAACCUUUGUCCGGUAUAUGACUGGAAGUUUAAAUCCAGUGGCAGCCAUUACGACAAACUACAGCUGUGCCAGUGGUCUGGUGACUAUUAACUGGGGGAACACUUUUGGUGCAUCAUCCUACAGGGCUGUUGCUACUCCUCGCAAUGGCACCACACUUUCCUGCUCUGCCACAUCAACCAGCUGCCAGAUUACUGGGGUACAGUGUGGGCAGAGAUACACAGUGAGUGUCACUGCUAUCUCUGGCAGCUGUGAGAGUUCCUCUAAUGCAACCGCCAUCUUUGAGACAGUUCCAUGUGCACCUACCAAUUUGGGGAUUUUCCGGGACUGCUACAGCAAUGUCAUCAUUUUCUCCUGGGACCCAACAGCCAACACCAUGUACUAUGUUGCCAAGGCCAUGGACUCCAAUGGAGAGAUCACAGAGUGCAGGACCACAGACACAUCGUGCUUUUUCACCAACACUGGUUGUGGCCUGGGAUACCAGUUCACUGUGUACUCUGUAAAUGGGGAAUGCAGCAGCAGGAUCAGUGCCCCAGCCCGAACUCGAACUGCACCUUGUGACCCAAAGAAUGUGAAAACCAUAGGAGAAUGCCUGUCUGAUAUACUGAUUGUAAGCUGGGAGCCUGCUGCAGGUGCCCUGUCCUACACAGUUGAGGCCAAGGGUAACACAGGAGUCCGCUACAACUGCAGCUCCUUCACAACCAGCUGUGCUCUGUCUGGUGUGCGGUGUGGCGAGAGUCUCAGUGUUUGGAUCACAGCCUCAAAUGAUGACUGCAUCAGUGACAGCGCUCUUGGAGAAGUGGCAGAAACAGUGCCCUGUACACCUAGAAAUGUCACUGUAGAUUCUGACUGCAGUUCCAACUCUUUCUCUGUGAGCUGGGACUACAGCAGAGGAGCUCUGUUCUACAUAACCACUGCAGAGGAUUCUGAAGGCAACCAGUAUAACUGCAAAGAUACUAGCACACAGUGCCAAAUCAAGAAUCUGAGGUGCGGCCACUCCUACUCUGUCUUUGUCAUAGCAACCAACUUCAUGUGCAAUAGCUCUGAGAGUUCCCGUAUAACAGUUGAAACAGCACCAUGUUCUCCUGAAUCUGUCGAUGUAUUCCUUGACUGUGCUGCAAAUCAUGCUUUGAUAAUAUGGCAAAAUAUUCAGGGACGCAAUACCUAUACAGCUAUGAUUGAAGACAAAAGUGGGAGUACCCUUAACUGCAGCACACUCAGCAACAACUGUUACAUUUCUGGACUGAAAUGUGGGCAAGUGUAUUCAGUCUUUGUAAUCCAGCAUAAUGGGAAGUGUGCAAGUCCACCAUCAAGAGCCAUUAAGAUGAAUUCAGUUCCUUGUGGUCCUGAAAAUGUUAAAACGUAUGUGAACUGUGGAAUGGGAACCAUGAUGGUGGAUUGGGAUAUUGAAAUUGGGGCUGAGAGCUACCAAACCAUAGUGGCUGCUGGAAAUGGGGAGAGUAAAUAUUGCAGCUCCACUGAAACUAACUGUGAAGUUAGGGAUCUGGAGUGUGGGCAGUCCUAUACUGUUGUGGUGAUGUCAUUGAAUGGCACAUGCCAAAGUUUGCCAAGCAGAGAUGUAAUUGUUCAAGGAGCUCCGUGUGUCCCUCAGAAUGUUACGGCAGAGCUUAGCUGUUCUGGGAACAAGGCAGUGAUAAGCUGGGAGGAAGGAAAAGGCGCCAAAUACUACACAGCCUCAGCAGUGGGAGAAACCGGACACAAAGCCAAAUGUACCUCUAAUAACACUGCUUGCAGCAUCCCAAACCUACUCUGUAGUGAGAACUACACUGUGGCAGUGACUGCAUCAGACAAUUGUACAAGCCUUCCAAGCUCAAUAUUCAACUUCCAGACUGCUCCUUGCCCUCCAGUAAAUGUUGAAGGCUGGAUAGACUGUACAAACAACACAGCCUUCAUUUCCUGGGAUCCCAGCAAGAAUGCAAAAGCCUACAGGGUCAGAGCUGUUGGAACUAGCGGACACACUUCAUCAUGUAACAGCACCAAACCUAACUGCCAGUUAAGGGACCUUCACUGUGGUCAGGAGUAUACAUUCACUGUUAUAGCAACAGAUGGACAUUGUGACAGUAAUGAGAGUCUACCAUACAAACAAGAAACAGCUCCCUGUGCUCCAAAGAAUGUUGAGAAAAUCCUUUACUGUAAUUCUAACAUCCUGCUGCUCUACUGGGACCCUAGUCUAACAGCUCUAAAUUACACUGCCGCAGUGCAGGGCCCCAGUGGGUUGGCACACUCUUGCAAUACUAGCGAUACCAGCUGCAAUUUCAGACAGCUUCAGUGUGGACGCCAGUACACAGCCACAGUGAAAGCAUAUAACAAGAACUGCAGCAGCCCAAAUAGCAUCACUACCACUGUAAAAACAGUGCCAUGCAUUCCCCAGAAUGUGAGAGGUGAUUUAGACCACACCGGCAACUUCCUUGUGGCGUCGUGGGGUAACACUUCAGGAGCAACGGUCUACAUAGCUGUGGUGACUGGGCCGGACAGCUAUAUGGAAACCUGCUCCACAGCAAACUUGACCUGCACAUUUGGCAACCUGAAAUGUGCUGAACAGUACGACAUUACUGUGUCUGCUGGAAAUGACCAGUGCAACAGCACCCAGAGCUACCCUGCAUCUUUAUUAACAGCCCCUUGUGAGCCACAGAAUCUAAACCUUAACUUUGACUGUGCCUCCAAUAUUGCCAUUGUGUCCUGGGAGACCAGCAUAGGAGCAAAGACCUACACAGUUCUAGCGGAGGGACAGAACAGUCAUCUAGCUUCCUGCCAGACCAGUGACACUUUCUGUCGGCUCAGCCUACUAGACUGUGGGCAGCUGUACAAUGUGACAGUGCUGGCAGAUAACGGCAAAUCUAACAGCUCAUCACAAACAAGUCUCGUUUUAGAAACAGCUUCCUGUGCUCCACACAAUGUACAAGCUUCUCUGGUGUGUGCAAACAAUACUGCCGUUGUAUCAUGGGAUUCUAGUGCUGGCGCAGAGUCCUACACUGUGACUGCUCAGGGGUGGAAUGGACACACCACAUCUUGCAGUUCUAACAGCACAAACUGUUACAUCUCUCACCUACAGUGUGGAGUGAUGUAUGAUAUCACAGUGAUACCCCUAAGGGACAACUGUGCAGGAUUCCAAAGCAGCACUUUCAGGUUCAAUGCAGGUCCUUGCCCCCCUUCGAAUGUUGACGGCAGACUUGAUUGUUACACCAAUAUCGGUUCUGUGUCCUGGGCCUUUGAUCCACAAGUAGAGAUGUAUUUUGCCACUGCCACUGGCCAGGAUGGACAUACUCAUACGUGCAAUUCCAGUAGAGCCAAUUGUUCUUUCACAGACCUCCACUGUGGAGAAUCAUAUACAAUCACUGCUGUUGCACGAGAGAGAAACUGCAGCAGUGCACCAAGCUCUGGCUUUAAGAUUAAAACAGCACCAUGUCCUCCAAGGAAUCUGGAUGGACAGGUCUUCUGUGCCCAAAAUAUUAUGUCAUUCAUGUGGGAUGGAAUUACUGGAGCAAAGUCCUACUUUUUGUCUUCUAAAAGUCUGGAUGGCACCAUUACCACCUACAUGACAAUGGACACCUCUUACUAUCUCUCUGGACUGCAGUGUGGGCAGCAUUAUUCCUUUAGAGUCACAUCACUGGAUGGAACAUGCAACAGCAGCCUGAGCAACUCUCUGGAAUUGAACACAGCACCAUGUCCACCUAGAAAUGUAGGUGCAAAUGUGGAUUGCGGAAGCAAUAAAGUAGUGAUCUCCUGGGACAGGAGUGAGGACGUGAUGUCCUACACAGCCAUAGCUGAAGGAUCCCAUGGGCACAAGACCUCCUGCACCACCAACAGCACUUCCUGUGUAGUUAAGAUGGACUGCGGGCGUUCGUAUAUAGUCACUGUAUUAUCCACCUCUGCCACCUGCAACAGUUCUCUAGAGUCAAACAUUCAGGUUGAAUCAGCACCAUGCCUCCCGGAGAAUGUCGAAGCCGUGUUGAACUGUGAUACCGAUGUUUUAUCAGUGAAGUGGAACGAGAGUGUUGGGUCUGACCUUUACACUGCACUGGCCAUUGGCAGUGAUGGUUUUCGUGCGUCGUGCAAUACCACCGACACAAAGUGCAACAUCACAGGCCUGGAGUGUGGUCAGACAUAUGGCAUAGCUGUCACUACAUCAUCUGUCAAAUGCAGCCUCAUAAAAGGCUCUGAUUAUAAAAUCCAAUCAGCCCCUUGUCCCCCCAAAAAUACAUCUGCAAACCUCAACUGCAGCUCAAAUAUUGUCUCUGUGUCAUGGGAUAGGGGUAGAGCUACAGAGCUGUACAGUGUCACAGCAGAAGGAAGACUGGGAGAAAUAGAAACCUGCAACACCAGUGGCACAAACUGUAGCUUCACUCAUCUCAGGUGUGGUCAGAGAUACAGCUUUAGUGUGGUGGGGAUCACAAAUCAAUGUAGAAGUUUAAUAGACUCAGCAAUGGACCUUGCAACAGUUCCUUGUGUCCCAACCAAUUUAGACCCCAGACGAGAUUGUGACACCAACAUAGUUGCGAUCACAUGGGAUGCUGCUGCUGGAGCCACCGGGUACAUAGCUAAAGCAGAGAGCAACCAAGGACACAGAACAUCCUGCAACAGUCCAGACACUCAUUGUUCAAUUAAUGACAUGAAGUGUGGUCAGGAGUACUCCAUCGUGAUUGUAUCAAUGGAUGCCAACUGUGCUAGCCAGAUAAGCACACCUGCUAAAGUUGCAACAGCUCCAUGUCCGAAUACUAAUCUUCAAGCAUCCAUAGACUGUCCCACCAAUGUGGCAGCAAUUUCAUGGACUCCAGGAAAUGGCUCAGACUCCUAUGAAGCAUUGGCGGAGUGCUUUAGCAUUGGACACAGGGCAGUCUGCAACACGACAGGCUCAUCUUGCAACAUCAGCACAUUGCAGUGUGGGAAGAGAUACACUGUGAGCGUCACUGGGGAGGGCAAUGGGUGUAGAAGCCCCGUAGGUUCGUGGGUUGCGAUCCACACCGCCCCAUGUGCACCCACGCAGCUGAGAGUCCAGUUUUCAUGUGGCUCCGACACAGUGGCUCUGUCCUGGAAAGCGGCUGAGGGGGCUGGCAUGUACAUGGCUCUAGCAGAAGGGAAAAACGGAGAAAAGCGAACGUGCAACAGCAGCACCACAGCCUGUAACAUAACCAGCUUGCAGUGUGGAAAGAAGUACAAUGUGUCAGUUAUUGCAUUUAAUGGAGGGUGCAUUGGAGGCCAAAGUGAGAUCUACACCAUUAAAACUGCCCCCUGUGUUCCUAAAAAUGUUGAAACUCACCUGCAGUGUGACUCUGGGACUCUUUCAAUAACCUGGCAGGAUAGUGAUGGAGCAAAAUAUUAUUACACAACAGCUGAAAGGAGUGACGGGGAAGUUUUGACAUGUUACUCUAAAAAUAAAACCAACUGUACAAUCCCUUAUUUACAUUGUGGAGAUACAUAUAACAUCACUGUUACAGCUGCUGAUGAGUCCUGCAACUCAUCCCAUAGCCAACCAAAGGCAAUUACCACAGCACCAUGCCCUCCAUCAGCGAUAACUCACCACUUAGACUGCAACUCAAACAUAGUCUCCAUUUCGUGGGACACCAGCAUCCUGGGUGUAGAAUACAGAGCAAAGGCGACAGAGGUUAAUGGACACAGCUCUUCGUGUAACACAUCGGAUUCCAACUGUGCCAUCACCGGUCUCCAGUGUGGAAAAGAGUAUAAUGUGACAGUUAGAGCAACUAACGAUGGCUGCCUUGGCGCUCAAAGCUCAGGAUAUAGAAUUAGAACAGCUCCAUGCACUCCUCAGCUUACAGAUGUUGAAAUCGACUGCCUGUCAGACAUUGCUUUGCUCACUUGGGGUCAGGUCGAUGGAGCAAUGACGUACAUAGCAACUGGAAAAGACAAACAUGACAGAAUAUUCCAGUGCAACUCCAGUGACACCAGCUGUUCGAUCAUGGGCUUUAACUGUGGGCAACAGUACUCCUUCAGCGUGACAGCAUGGGAUGAUCUGUGCUCCAGUGAGCCUAGUAAUGUUUUGGAAUCUGAAACAGCACCAUGCAUGCCACAGGAUGUGAGGACAGAUCUGCCUUGUAACAGCAGCACUGUGAGUGUGUUCUGGGCUCCCAGCGUUGGAGCACUGACAUACACGGCCACACUGGAAGGGAGAGAUGGAAACACUAUAUGUUGCACCACCAAUAGCACAACCUGUGAAAUCUCAGAUUUGCCCUGUGGAGAAAUCUUCUUUGUGUCAGUCACAGCCGAGGGCCCUACUUGUAACAGUUCUCAAAGCACAAGUGUCAUUUUGAAAACAGUGCCUUGUGUUCCACAGCACCUCAAUGUCAGCCUGAACUGUGAAAACAACAAAGCAACACUGAGGUGGGAUGAAAGUAAGGGAGCUCAGCUCUACACAGUAGAAGCAGCUGUAAAGAACGGUCACUCCACAACCUGCUCUUCAACAGAGAACAGCUGUGAAUUUCUGGAUCUGCGCUGCGGGCGCACCUACGCCAUCUCAGUUAUCGCCGAAGACAUGGCUUGCGAAAGUGAGAAAAGCAAAGCCGUGAACAUAAAAACAGUACCCUGCAAUCCAGACAACAUAGUGACCAAAGUGGACUGUGAGACAAAUACUAUUGCGGUCUCCUGGAAUAAAAGUGAUGGAGCAGAGUUCUAUACUGUGACUGCAGAGGACGGUGAUGGAUGGUCUACACACUGCAAUGGCUUUGAUUCACAGUGCAACAUGACAGGUCUCAGCUGUGGCAGGACAUACUACACGACAGUGACAGCAUCGGAUGACAAGUGCAGCAGCCAGCCAACAUCUUUUAUCGAAGCCAGAACAGCACCCUGUCAGCCACGUGAUAUUGAGGCGUUUGUAGAUUGUUACACUAAGACGGCCAUAUUAUCCUGGAAUUAUGGCGCUGGGGCAAUCGCUUACACUGCUAGUGCCCUGACAAAUGAUGGACUCGGUGCCUCCUGUAACACGAACAACACCAACUGUGAAAUCUCAGACUUGCAGUGUGGUGAAGAGUACUUAGUGUCCGUUUUCGCUCAGGAUGAGACCUGUAACAGUUCAGCAGUGCUAACAGACUACUUGAAAACUGAGCCCUGUGUGCCCCAGAACAUCAGUGUCAGGUACACUAUGUCCAUAGCGCAGCUAGUGUGGGACCCCUGCCGUGGUGCCCUCUCUUACACUGCAGAGGCACUGACCAGCCAGGGCCACCAGCUCACCUGUAACACAGAUGACACCAACUGCGCCCUUGCGGGGUUUCUCUGCAGCCAGAUCUACAACAUCACUGUCACCGCACACAAUGAAGCGUGCAAUGACACUGUCACCUCCGAGAUCCAACAGCUGGAAACUGAGCACUGUCCUCCUUCGGCUGUGGUUGCCAGUGUGCACUGCCAGACAGGUGUGGUCUCAGCAUCAUGGGAAGAGAGUGAUGGCGCAGAGAUCUACAUUGCCACAUUUGACGGGAGGAAUGGAGACUCGCAGACUUGCCAGUCCACAGGCACAACCUGCAAUGUCAGCAAUCUGCAGUGUGGAAGCAUUUACUAUGUCAGUGUCAAGGCACUCAGCACAAACAGGAACACUUCCCUUAGCACUGUCAUCAAUGUGGCUACAGAACCAUGUGUUCCGGACCACGUUGAAACAAAUGUGGACUGUGGAACGAACACCGCAUGGGUUUCUUGGAUGUAUACUUACGGAGCUGAAUCUUACCUUGCGACUGCAGAAGGAGCUGAUGGACAUGUAGCAUCAUGUAACACUAACGACAACACUUGCAACAUCACAGAUUUAAACUGUGGGCAGAUUUAUAACCUUACCCUUACUGCCAUCAACGAGCAGUGUCAGAACAAAACCCCUACAGUUUUUUCUUUUUCAACGCGACCAUGUGCCCCUCUGCGAGUCAAUGCAGAGCUGGAAUGUGGCAGUGACACUGCCUUAGUAUUCUGGGAGGAAAGAGAAGGCAUUGAGCUCUACUAUGCCACAGCUACAUCAAGCACAGGGCACACAGAAAGCUGCAACUCCACCAGCACAUCCUGUAACAUUGCUAACUUACAGUGUGGAGAAACCUACUACUUUACUGUCACUGCCAACACUGAGCAGUGUGAAAGUGAACUCAGCAGUACCAUAGAAAUUAAAGCAGCUCCAUGUAGACCUGAGAAUGUGUUUGCUCAAGGAUCCUGCGACAGCGAAGAUGUGACUGUGGCCUGGGACGAGAGCGAAGGGGCCCUAUCCUAUAUUAUCACAGUCACUGGAGACUUAGGUCUCAUAACAGCUUUUAACACAACUGAAACUACCAUUGAAUUUGAACUGAACUGUGGACAAACCUACAACAUCACUGUAGUUGGGCAAGAUGACAGAUGUGACAGUAUUUCCAGCUUCCCUGCUGAAUUUAUAUCAGCUCCAUGUGUUCCUCAGAAUGUGGACAGCUACACACACUGUGAAACCAACAGGGGCUCAGUGAGCUGGACUGAAAGCGAUGGAGCAGUUUUCUACACUGCCACUGCCCAGGGCCUAGAUGGCCAUACUCACGUGUGCAACACGACUGAAACCAGCUGCACCUGGGAAGACCUUCACUGUGGGGAGGUGUACACAAUCUACAUCAUUGCAGAGAAUUACAUGUGUAACAGUUCUAUGAGCAACACUACUGUAAUAUACACAGCCCCCUGCGUUCCACAGAACCUUGUGCCAGAGCUCCACUGUGGCUAUAACAUUUCAUCAGUGACCUGGGAUGUGAGUGCAGGUGCCGAGAUGUAUGUGGUAACAGCACAGAGUGGAGAUGGGCACAAAAUAGAGAUCAGCACCAAUGACACAUACUCUGAUUUAAGACAUCUCCUGUGUGGCGAAGUGUACACCAUCACUGUAGUGGCUUACAGUUCAGAAUGCAAAAGUGAGGAGAGCACACCUGCCGAAUUGACAACAGAUCCUUGUAUUCUAACUAGGGUCACAACUCAGCUAGACUGUUUGUCAAACAGUGCUGUGAUUUCCUGGGACGAAGGCAGUGGAGCCCAGUAUUACACAGCUGUAGCUGAAACAGGAGUUGGCCUGAAGCAGUCCUGCAUAUCUUACGGAAGAUUUUGUACAAUUAACAACCUACAGUGUGGACAGCUGUACUUUGUCUAUGUGACUGCAUCCAGUAAUGGGUGUACCUCGGCCGAGAGUUUUCAAACUAAUCUCCUCACAGCCCCUUGCAUUCCACAGAAUGUGUCACUUCAGCUGGACUGUGUGGCUGACAGUGUCCUAGUCUCAUGGGAGCACGCUGAAGACAAACUGUCUUUCAAGGCUUUGGCCCAGAACAACCAGGGCAACUCUUCCUCCUGUGAGACCCGUGGCACACAGAAGGAGUGCCUGCUGACCAACCUCAUCUGUGGCUUGUUGUACAGUGUUCAGGUGGUAGCUUUCGACAAUACCUGUUCGAGUCUUCCAAGUGAAAUUGUUAACAUUCAAACAGUCCCCUGUACACCUCAGAUAUCAGAUGUCUACGUGGAUUGUAACACUAAUACUGCAUUGAUAGAGUGGUCUUAUGCUGUCGGCGCAAUAUCAUACACAGCAAUAGCAGAAUCUGGAGGAAGUGAGCUAGCCUUCUGUAAUACAAGCCACACAAAUUGUGAAAUCCUAGAUCUGGAGUGUGGGCGUCUCUAUAGCUUGACAUUGAUAGCCUCCGAUGAGCACUGCAACAGCUUGCAAAGUAUAAUCUGGGAUUUUGAAUCAGUUCCCUGUGCCCCUCAGAAUGUCAUUUCUCACCUGGACUGUUACUCUAACUUUCUUUAUGUGGAAUGGGAGGCCAGUAGUGGAGCUGAAUCUUACGAAGUAUAUGCUGUCAGCCUUCAAGGACAUGUAGCUACCUGCAGCUCUACAGAUGAGGCCUGUGAAAUUACAAACCUCAUGUGUGGAAACACAUACAACAUCAGUGUUGUAGCUAUAAGUCAACACUGCAACAUCUCAGAAAGUGCAAUUACAGAAAUCCAGUCAGUGCCCUGUAUUCCAGAAAAUGUGGAUGGCAGUGUUGACUGUGAGACAGGUGCAGUGUCCAUGUCCUGGGAACACAGCGAAGGGGCGGUGUCAUACACUGCCGUUGCUCUGGGCAGUGGGGGAUACUCUGCCCAGUGUUACACCAGUGGCACCACGUGUCAGUUCACAGACUUGCUCUGCGGCCUCUCAUACAGUCUGUCUGUUACUGCUUCACACGACACCUGCAGCAGUUCAGAAAGCCACACUGUGACUUUGAGUACAGUUCCAUGUGUGCCCCAGAAUGUCACAGCACAGUUACAAUGUGCCAACAACACUGGGUGGGUGUUCUGGGAACUGGGAGAAGCAGUAGUUUCCUAUGAGGUUCUGGCUAUUGGCCCUGACGGACACAGAACACAGUGUAAUACAACUCUCAGUGGCUGUGAGCUGACUGACUUAAACUGUGGCCAGCUGUACAACCUGACAGUGACCAGCUUGGACGGAGUAUGUGACAACAUACAUGCCUUCUCACAUCUUCAAACAGCUCCUUGUGAACCAAAGAAUGUCAGAAGUGCCUUGGAAUGCAGCACCAACUCUGCCUCUGUGGCCUGGGAUGAAGGCAACGAUGCUGUCUCAUACAGAGCUGUAGGCCACAGCAGUGAUGGCCACACAGCGGUCUGUAAUACAAGCUCAAACUUCUGUGAUCUGCAAAACCUCCAAUGUGGACAAAAAUACAAUGUGUCCGUCUUUGCGGUGGAUGACGUCUGUGACAGUGUUCAAAGCAGGACUUCUGAAGUAUCAACAGCCCCAUGUGCCCCACAAAAUGUGGAAGUACACAUUAAGUGUGAUUCAGGGAUAUUGGUUGUAACCUGGGACUCCAUGCUGGAUAUUACGUUCUACAGAGCUCAGGCUGUGGCUAAGGAUGGGAAUAUCUUCUCAUGUGAAACGACUGACACCAGCUGUUCUAUGAAAGGCCUACUCUGUGGUCGCACUUAUACUAUUCAAGUCACAGCCUUCAUAGAUGGGUGCAGCAGUAAACCCAGUGAUGCUGUAAUGAUUUCAUCAGCACCAUGUCCCCCCAACAAUGCGAUUGGCAGUCUGGACUGUAUGACCAACUCAGCGUGGGUUACCUGGGAGAACAGCAAUGGGGCUCAGUCCUACACAGUGACUGCACUAGGUAGCGGGAACUACAACUCCACUUGUAAAACAGCCAGCACCACCUGCAAUGUACCAAGUUUGCGCUGUGGGAUCCUCUACACCUUCUUUGUUACUGCCUUGAACAAGAACUGUGAGAGUGCACAGAGCAACACCUUCCAGAUUGCAACAGCACCCUGCGCUCUUACCACUGUCAUGGCCGUGACCAAGUGCAACAGCAGUACGCUGCACGUAACGUGGGACAAUACAGAGACCUCAGAGAUGUACAUUGCAACAGCCGAAGGCAGUGACAGGAGUCUGCUUUUCUGCAACAGCACAAUGGCAGCCUGUGACCUGACUAAUGCACACUGCGGCACCAGGUAUACCGUUAUUGUUGCAGCAUCAUCCGACAAAUGCAGCAGUCUGAGGAGCCCUCCAUACUAUAUCAGUACAGCUCCCUGUGCGCCACAGAAUGUUGUUGCUCGCCCGAACUGUGAUUCUCAAGGAGUCACGGUAUCAUGGAAUAGCUCUUCUGGGGCACUGUCCUACCUGCUGACUGCCAUAGGGAGAGAUGGGGACCGACAUUCCUGUAACACAACUCAGACCAACUGCCCCCUCACACAGCUGCACUGUGGCCAGCAAUACUCUCUCUCAGUAAGAGCAGCAGACGCCACGUGUGCCAGCCCACCAAGUUCUAUGGUUUCCUUUAACACAGUGCCCUGCAAGCCAAAUAACUUGUCUGUGAAUAUCCAGUGUGCUACAAAAUCAGCUGUACUAUCUUGGGACCGAACCAAUGGUUCUGUGGGAUACUUUGCCUCAGCCAGUGCUGUUGGUGGGCAUAGCCUAUUCUGUGAGACCCGAGAGCCUCCCUGCACUAUUGAAGGACUGGAGUGUGGCGCUAAUUACAGCUUUAAAGUGCUGUCUUCAGAUGGCAUCUGCAACAGCUCAUACAGUGAUCCUUUGGCGAGAGGAGCAGUUCCCUGCCCUCCGGCAAUGGUCAGGACUAGAUUGCUGCCCAUGCACAAUGGGAUUCAAGAGGUGGAGGUGAUGUGGCAAAAGGUGGACUGUGCUGAGGCGGAGUACAGAGUGGAUUUGCUUGGGCAGAUUCAGGAUGACGAACUUGGAUACAUCCAGAUAGACUCCUACUGGACAACUUUCCCCUACUUCUACAUCCUUCUACCCUGUAGCUCCACCUACAAUGUAACCCUAAGGGCCAGGAACUCAGCAGGAAAAAGCAAUACUACCGACCCCAUACUGAGACAGACAGCUCCCUGUGCCCCAGCAGGUGCGACUUACAACGGGAAUUUUACUUCAGCAGUCAUUUCAUGGAAUGCUUCAGUUCACGCCACAGAUUAUAAAGUAUACAGUGUUUCCAAUGAGAGCAGAAUAGAGCUCUGCAGAACAACACAACUGUCAUGUACAGUGACUCACGUACAAAAGUCCACAAUUGUAAUCACUGCCAUUAACUCUGCUGGAGAGAGUGAGCCGACUAGAGAAAUUCAAGACUCCUCAUUACAUCGCACUAGAAGAGAUCUGCGACAGACUGCAACAAAUGAAGAGCCAUUAUUAACUCCUGAUCUUCACAUUGUUAAUGUGACCAGAGACUCUCUGCAUGUGGAAUGGACUGCAGUUGAAGACUCUACUUACUAUGUACUGAUUGUCAAGGAAGACACAGAAACACAUCCUUUCAAACCACUGGUGAUGUCUGUCAAUGGCACAGUCUCAAUUGUUUCGGGCCUCCAGCCUUUGACAAGAUACAGUGUAAUAGUAGCAGCAAAGAACUCCAACAGGAGCAGCCAAUAUUCUGAAAAAGUUUUUGUAACAACAGGCAUUUAAAACUUAGAUUUCUAAUCAAAAUCAUUUGACCUACUGGGAAAGACUCAUCCCUAUAGUGCAAAGUAUACGUCUUGUAAAAACUAUGUAUCCUGAUGUUUGAAUUUCUUCUUCCAAGAUAUUUCUUACAACUAAAAUAUAUUACCAAAUAUCUAGUUAUUUUUUAAUCACUGUACUACAUUACAAGUUACAAAUACCUGUUGAUUUAAAGAAAACAGGUGAUUUUUUAUCAAUCAUUUCUAACAUCCAGAACAAAUGAAACAAAAUUCCUAUAUAGUCCAGUGUUUUAAAGAGUGAACUGUUGAUCAUUAUGAAAUGUAUUAUACUUAUGCUCAAUAUCCUAUUUCAUUCUUACAGAAAACCUGUACAGAUCUGAACUUUACCCAUAAGGUCCAUUUAUGUGUCCCUUAUUCACAACCCAAUUAGCAAUAUGAAUCCAGAAAUAUUCUUUUGAUUGAAUUGUAAUAAUUAGAUAUGCAUUACUGGACAUUUUAGAUUUUGAAUUACUUCCUACAUGAACUUAACACAAAAUGUACUUCUGUAUCAACUAUAUACAUUUUGCUUUAUAAUUCUUUUAAAUGUUUCUUAAUCACAAACGUUUUAAACAGUUUAUCUAGUUAUAGUUCAAUAAAAAUAGUAUAAUGGUAAUUUAUCAAAUAUUAUAAGAGUAUUUUUUAUCCUAUUAACUGUCUAAUUUUGUGAACUAUUUCAUUAUAGUCAUGUUUUUAUACUAAUGCCUUUCAAUGAAUGAAUUCUGAAAAAAGAUUUUUUGUAUCAUUCCUGUUUCUAUUAACGCACACCCAAUAAGUUGCAUGUCCCAGUAACAAUUACAAGCUAACAGAAGGUAUUACAGACAGCAUACCGGUGUUCUUCCAACGAUAUUAAGGGUGCACAACGGUUCACUGCAGGGCCUGAAAGAAAGGGACAAUUUAUAACAGCUGAUCAAACUUAGCCUGACUUUUAUCUGGUAAAUAAACCCACAUGAAGCAGGCAAACUAUUCACUCAGUCAACCAAAACCAUAAUGAAACCGUGGGACUGCGAGAUAUCAUCCUUAACCAAACUGUCUGUUGCUUUUCCCAUUUCACAGGAAUGAUAAAAUGAAAAAGUGGUCUACUUGCAUCAGCUGUACAUUUCCAUUGGUCCUGUUUUGUUAGACCCUAAACAUAUGUGACAUGCUUGAAAUCUUUU